AUGCAGACACGUUGGGGACAAGCUCGACCGGUUUCGAAGUGCGUCGUCCUGUCGAUCUUCGCUCAUUUGCUGCUGAUGACCUAUGCUCAGGUCACCAGCUUGUUUGCUCCUACGGGGCCUGGCGAAUCUGCUCCGGUGAACAUUCGAUUGAGCCAGAUCGAUUUUCAGCAAACCGAAGAGGCGGACGCUCGCAAAGAAGUGAAGCCAUGGGACCAACUUGCCAUGUCCCCUGCCCCUGUCGAAGGUAUGAUGACACCGCUAGAGCGGAUGGAAAUGCCGACGCCCGAACUACCGAUGCCAUCGCUGCCCCAGCCUCCGAUACCUCAGGCACCGCAGCGCGUCUGGGAUGUUCCCAUGCCGGAGCCUGCGUUGGAUCAAAUCGUUGAAAACGAACUUCCACCGACCGGACCGCUACCGGAACUGGAAACGCCGUCGACUCCGGUUUCUGCCAAAGAGAUGGCUCCCCCUGAUCCUGCGAAAUCGACAGCUCAAGUCGAAAAGCAAAUAAGCCCAAUGCCGAUGCCACAGCUUGAUCGCAUCGACCGGGCCAUGCCGCAAGUGCGAAGGGCUCCGCUGCCAACGCCGGUGGCAAGCGAUCCAUCCAACGAUGUGCAAAUGCUUCGCGAAUCGUUGCCAUCCACGGAAGAAGCAGACGCAUUGGCAGGCGAACGCGACCAAUUGCUGGCCUCGACAAAUCAACUCGAGGCGAUG
Molecule: messenger RNA, 711 nt
Organism: Symbiodinium sp. CCMP2456
Lineage: Eukaryota; Dinophyceae; Suessiales; Symbiodiniaceae
Source: the annotation of a GenBank genome assembly